UUCGUCCCUUUCCCCGUUUCGUUUCGUUUCUCUCUCUCUCUCUCUCUCUCUCUCUCUCUCCUACCUUUCCGUUUACUCGUCGCGGGUCGCCGCCGCCGGCUGCGUCCCCUUCCCAGCGCAUACGAAUCAAAUCGUUAAAAUUCUUCGCAGCACGACUCGAUUCCUGAUUCCCUGCCGUUCUCCCACGACGCGCGCGGCGCCCCCGCCGAUUUGGCGGCUUCUUGCGCGCGGGUACGUGUGUGUAUAUAUCGGCGUCUUUCUGGCAAAGCCCCUCGGCGGUUUUGUCGAUUCGGAUAUCGCGCCGGCGGGUUCCAUCCAUCCAGGGUGGGAUCUUGUGCUCCUUCUAGUGAAAUUCGUUUGAGAAGUUCCAACGUUGUUGAGGCGGAAAGAUGGGAGCUUUGGGUGGUGUCGCCUUUGUUUGAUCGGUUUGUUGUCCAUCGCCAUAAAAUUCUGUUGUUUGUUUGUUUGAGUCGAGUUUUUUUUUUGUUUCCUUCGCGGCGAUGCCAACUUGUUUAGACCAUUUUGCAGUCAAAACAAAAUCACCUUUUGUUCUAUGAUCGAGAGAAACACUGCAUUUUAUCAAACUUUUACACUGCCAUGGAUUCAUAAGUCAGACAGCCUACGCAGGUGUAAGUAGCAGCUAAAACUGCGGUUCUUCUGUAUUUGUGAGGAUUGGUCUCGUAAAAUCGAUUCUUGCCAUAGAUGUAUUCCAAUAAAUUGCUGCACAUUGAACAACCAGUUCCCUGAUUUGUUAUAUCUGUAGAUCUUAAGCAAGCAAAGGCACCCGCCCUUAUGUAACCUCUUACUGGCAUUUUUUAGGGAAACAAAUUGGCAUUUUGAUCAACAAAACUAUUAUACUUUUGCAGCAGGACUUGUGUGAGUGGAAGGUGAUUAUCUGCCAUAAGUCAUUGCACUAAGUCUGGCGAAGUUUGAGUGUCUGACAGUAAUGAGAGUUAGGUCCUCCUUGUGAAGGUUAAAUAGAUGAAGGCGCAUCAAAUUUGGCGGUUAGGCAUUAAGGAUAUGAAGGCUAUUCCACUGCCUCGCCCAAGAACUUCUCCGAAAAGACAUGUGUGGAUACCUGUCGUUGCUGCUUUUAUCUCCAUUGCGAUAGUAUGGGCAUAUCUCUAUCCUCCCCCGCAUUACACAUCUCCAAUGAGAGAUUGGCUUCCUGCGGAACCUGCCAGGGAAUUGACUGAUGAAGAGAGGGCCUUGCAUGUUGUUUUCAGACAGAUCCUAACAACACCUCCUGUACGAUCCAGGAAAUCAAAAAUAGCUUUCAUGUUCUUGACCCCGGGGACAUUACCAUUUGAAAGGUUAUGGGAUAAUUUUUUUGAGGGCCAUGAGGGAAGAUAUACUAUAUAUGUUCAUGCCUCAAGGGAGAAGCCUGAACAUGUCAGUCCCUUAUUUAUUGGUCGAGACAUACGCAGUGAAAAGGUAACUUGGGGUAAAAUUUCUAUGGUUGAUGCAGAGAGGAGGUUGUUGGCAAAUGCACUAGAGGACAUUGACAAUCAGCAUUUUGUGUUGCUGUCUGACAGUUGUGUUCCUUUGCACAAUUUUGACUAUGUGUAUGACUACCUGAUGGGUAUAAAUCUCAGUUUUAUUGACUGCUUUUAUGAUCCUGGACCUCAUGGAAAUUUUAGAUAUUCAAAGAAUAUGCUACCUGAGGUUAGAGAGACUGAUUUUAGAAAGGGUUCACAGUGGUUCUCAGUCAAGCGGCAACACGCGUUGAUGAUAAUUGCGGACAAUCUUUACUAUACUAAAUUCAAGCUUCAUUGCAGGCCUGGAAUGGAAGACGGUCGUAAUUGCUAUGCUGAUGAGCAUUAUUUGCCAACGCUAUUCCAUAUGAUGGACCCAGAUGGAAUUGCUAAGUGGUCUGUGACUCAUGUUGACUGGUCUGAAGGAAAAUGGCAUCCAAAAGCCUAUCGUUCAAAAGAUGUCACUUUUGAGCUUCUGAAGAAUAUAACUUCAAUUGACAUGAGUUACCAUGUCACCAGUGAUAGCAAGAAAGUGGUUACAGAGAACCCUUGCUUAUGGAAUGGAGCGAAGAGACCGUGCUACUUGUUUGCAAGGAAGUUCUACCCUGAAUCCAUAAACAACAUCUUGAACUUAUUCUCGAAUUAUACACUUUUUUGAGCUAUAUGGCGGCGCAGAAGCUACAGGAAUAUACAUAAAGCAUUCUGUUAUAGAAAUCUUUGUACAUUGGAGAAGAACAGCAGAUUGAUUAGCAAUAGCUGGGCAUAGAAAUAUGGGAGAAGGGUUUAGGGUGGUUCGGUUCAGAUGUACGAUGUCGGGCCCGUGCCACUCCUUUAGGAUCGUUAUUUUUCGUAGUUUCUUUCUCUCCUGAUUUUCAGCUGCAGAUUUUUGCCAUGUAGAUCGAGCUUAUUGUAACAAGGAAGAGCCAUUAUAUGAGAUCCUGUUCUCGAUUUAUUCAGAAGCUGUCACAUAGAUCUCCUACCUUUAUCAGCUCCAA
Messenger RNA from Phragmites australis (common reed), 2470 nucleotides. RefSeq names its product glycosyltransferase BC10-like. Lineage: Eukaryota; Viridiplantae; Streptophyta; Magnoliopsida; Poales; Poaceae. Gene Ontology annotation, molecular function: glycosyltransferase activity. The record is from RefSeq and is a predicted model, not a curated record. The transcript is spliced from 11 exons. Bases 982 to 2133 code for a protein of 383 amino acids. Gene Ontology annotation, cellular component: membrane.